Tilletiaria anomala UBC 951 is the source of this 811-nucleotide messenger RNA. RefSeq lists its product as uncharacterized. NCBI's taxonomy places the organism in Eukaryota, Fungi, Basidiomycota, Exobasidiomycetes, Georgefischeriales, Tilletiariaceae. Bases 171 to 578 code for a protein of 135 amino acids. The record is from RefSeq and is a predicted model, not a curated record. The transcript has a single exon.
CGCUUGUUCGCUCGUUCGCUCUUCCUUCGCUCGAAAGGGCGGUGCGGGGGGGGGGGAGUCGGACAGGAGAAAAGGAGAAAAAGUCGCAGCGGUCGCACUACGCACGCCUCUCUCUUGCUUGUGCCUUUCUCGACAAGGUUCCUACGAGCAAGGGGGGCGGUGAGCUGCGGAUGAUCAAGUCGAUGGCAGCCUGCCUGAUGCUGAUUGGCCAGGGCGAUACCGGAUAUCGGUAUCCUUUCUUGCCAGUGGUGUUGAAGACGACGAGCUGUGGUGGUCAUCAGCCCAAGAGGCAGUGUAGCACUGCACCAGUGUCUCACCCCUUCUGCGGUUGGCUGCAAGCGGAGAGCGGGGCAGAGUGCCCCCGUCUGGCAGGUUUUGGCAGGAACUACACCGCACAGAAUCGCCCCACAGAAGAGCAAGGGGGUAAAAGCGGGGACACGGCUGUCAUGCCCUGGUGCUGGGAGACAGCACUGUCGCCAAGAAUAGGAAAAGAAACACUGACCAGCAACCGCCCUCUUGAUUUUGACUUAUCUCUCUCUCGUCUUCGCCGCCCUCACAAUCUCACCAUACACCUCUAACCCUUCAUUCCCCAAAGUCCAUAGUGGGAGCUUGCAGCGCUCGCAGACUGGUUGCAAGCGGACAACAUGCAACGGGAUGGAGUUUGCCCACAGUCUCUACACCCCCUGCACGUCAAUUAGAAUCUGGUGGAAGAGAGACUCGUCAUCUCAGCAGAUCGAAGCACUGAGGCGCGUGCAUACUCAUACACGGUGCCUACAGGUGCCAAUCCUCCAGCUGGCUGACCGAGCUGCGU